GAGAGUCACAGUUCGUCAAAGAACAGUGCCAAACAUGUUGACACGGCAAUAAGAUCUUUAAAGAAGUACAGUAUCUGGAUAAAUUACAUGGGUUUUCAAAAAUAAACUGAAGCAGUAUCCUUUUUAAUUUCACUUUGGACUUAAAUACGUGGGGAGAUCCGAGUUCCACUUUCCCCCGCCCCCCUCCCCAUCUCAUGCGUCUGAGUGGAAGACCUUCCCAGCCCAGGCAGUAGUCUGCCUAGGUCACAAAACAGACUCUGUCAAGUGUUGACCAAUAUGACUGGAGUGGCAAAGUGUAUUGGCUCUGUCAGCUCUAUAAAGACAAUCUGGGAGAACAGAAUAAAAAAAAGCAAAGAAGACCUGCAACAAGAAAAAAGGACAAAGGGUGCUGUGGGUAGGUUGGCCCAACCUUGGGAGGACCGGAUAGUCUUGGCCAAGCUGAGAGACAGAGUGGUAAUAGAAGAGGGUCGUGUGAUUUUUAGGAUAGAAAAGGAAGAAUGGAAGACUAUACCGCCAUCCUUGGUACAUCUUCCUCAUAUUCAUGAAUGGCAGAUACACAAGGCUGGACUGCAGAAAAUCCCACAUUUUAUUGCUAGUUUUGAAAAUGUCACUGUUCUCAACCUCUCCCGCAAUGCCAUAACAGAUAUUCCAAAGGAGAUUGGUAAACUUGCCAGGCUAAGGGAGCUGCUGGUUAGUUACAAUAGAGUACAAAGUCUUCCAAAGGAGCUGGGAUGUUGUGAAAACUUAGAGAAAUUGGACUUGGCAAUGAACAGGGACCUUGAUGAGCUACCCACUGAGCUUAGGAACCUGAAAAAGCUUUACCACUUGGAUCUCUCCAUGAACAAGUUUACUGCAAUACCUGACUGUGUCAUGACUCUGCCUGCACUGGAGUGGUUGGACAUGGGGGGAAACCAACUUCAGAGCUUACCAGACAACAUACACAGAAUGGAGAAGCUGCAUACACUGUGGUUGCAGAGAAAUGAGUUAGAGUACCUACCUGACAACAUUAGCCAUAUGCAUAGGCUGGAAACCUUGGUCCUUAGCAACAACAAGCUCCGUGACAUUCCUUCACUGAUGGAAGGGAUGAGCAAUCUAAGAUUUGUGAAUUUUCGAGACAAUCCCUUAACAUUUGAAAUGGAACUGCCAGCCCUCAACAAAUCUGAUGAGGAUGAGGACAGCCAAGAAAUGUUUGGACGGGAAUUUAUGCACUUCUACAUCCAGGAAGCCCGGAAAAGAGUUUAUGCUGUGCUUAGCAUGCAUUGUGUCAUUCGUUAAUUGCAAGAUUAGUACAGUAUGUUGCAGAUGACCCAAAAACUGUUUUGGUGGAGACUCGAAUAUUAAUGCUUUUUAAUAUGUUUCAAAGUCACAACUCUGCCCUGACUACGGCUUUUUCAUUAACUACCAACCUGAUGCAUGGGAAUGCAGCACCAGGUUUUGGAGAGGGACAUGAAACUCCAGUAAGGAGCUUGCAGAAACCCCUGUUUAUAAGUGAAUAGUUUGGUUUAUUUUAGAGUGCUUAAGUCGCCGUAGUUGCUUUGUUGGAAGUGACAGUUUAAUGGGAGCUGUGCAGACCGCAGCCGCCUGACAAGUCACAUCUUCAUCGCUUCUGCCAGAUUAUUAUAGGCCACCAAACGAUUGACAGAACUGACAGACUUUUAUCCUGCUCUGGGUGGUUAAUUCUGCUUUGGGGCUACUUAAGUGUCAUCUUUCCUUGUUUUAAUGAACUGGACUUGAACGUGCAUUAUGUUUUCUUUAAUAGACUUGUUUGGACGUAAUUGGAUUUUUUAGAUUUCUUGUGAUGUCAAUUAAAACAUUCUCUAAUUGUUUGUUUAUUGUGUUGUUAAGUGGCAUUUACUGCUCAUACAUAAUGACAAUAAUAUUUUUUUUUGUUGAUUAUUGUAAAAUAUUUUAGCUUUUGACCAUUUCAAUAAGAAACACCCAGAUUCCAAAGCUGACUUGAUGGAUUCUUCCUUUCACAAAAUUCACUGAUCAAAGUGAAAGGAAAAUGUUUUUUUCUUGUGUAUGGGUCACGUUGAAAUUACAGAAAACGGCAGACUUCACCUCUUUGGAUCUCAAACUUAAAACGUUACACCAUGCCCUCUAUAAUGGUUUUGACAAAUACUUGUUUUCACUGCAUUUUUUGAUUUGCAAUCAAACAAUUCACAAGUGCAAAUAGAAAUGCUAUUAAAGGGCAUUUUCAAACAUUUUGUUUGCAAUGUACAAACUACAACACCUUCAUAAAAAGUCCCCCCCUUUCUGCGCACCAUGAUGUUUUGGACUAAAGGAUUUGCAGGUCUUUGUGAUUUUUUUAUUGCUGUUAGUUCAGGUACAAGAAAGAUUUCAGCAUUUAGCUUCUUUCAAUGCUUUCGAUAACCUCUAGACUGUGCUGUUGCCGUUGAAGCAAGAGUACACUGGUAAAACAUCAAGUAGUGAUGGAAUGUCACUUAUGGAGGAAAGGAAGGUAGGCAGAUACUCGGUAGGCAGAUGGAGAUGCUUGUUUAACCUAGCUAUGUCUUUUUUUCUUUAUAUAUUGUGAAAAGUAUUUUUUCUUUUUAUAUCUAUGGUUAAGAUUUUGCUUUGAAAAUACCUUUUGGAAUUUAAUUAAAAUAAAUCAUUCACCUUGAGCCUC
This is a messenger RNA of Hypomesus transpacificus, 2629 nucleotides long. RefSeq names its product leucine rich repeat containing 39 (gene lrrc39). Gene Ontology annotation, molecular function: protein binding. Lineage: Eukaryota; Metazoa; Chordata; Actinopteri; Osmeriformes; Osmeridae. Bases 277 to 1275 code for a protein of 332 amino acids. The transcript has 9 exons. The record is from RefSeq and is a predicted model, not a curated record.